Messenger RNA from Leishmania mexicana MHOM/GT/2001/U1103, 3999 nucleotides. RefSeq lists its product as hypothetical. Bases 1 to 3999 code for a protein of 1332 amino acids. The transcript has a single exon. The record is from RefSeq and is a predicted model, not a curated record. Lineage: Eukaryota; Euglenozoa; Kinetoplastea; Trypanosomatida; Trypanosomatidae.
AUGGGCGGGGUCUGCUCACGUGCCACGACGAAGCGCGCGGAACCCGACCCGGGAAACGCGGCCGGCAAGGACGCCAAUGAAAACAACGUCAGCUUGCCAAAGCCACCGGCGGCGAACGUUGCGCCGGACGGGAGCUCGAGUACACAUGUUUGUUUCACCGACCGAAACGGUCGCGCCGGCAAUACAGAGGCCGAUGUCUCGGAGUGGCCGCUCAGUGGCAGCGCCUUGAUCCGCCCCACCAGCGCUGACCCCCGAAGCAGCAACGCCGGCGGCGACUUCACCAGGAACAUCGCCCUUCUCUCGGUGAGAGAGCCGCCGCGUGACGCGGAGGCGAAGACGAGCAGCGUCGACACCGCCAUCGGCUCCGCCGCUAGUAACUCGACCUCGAACAACGGUGGGGCGUAUCCAAGUUCGGCGCAAUCGAGACCACGCUACGACACCUACUUCCCUCCAGGCCACGACGCAGGCAUGCGGCUAGGGGCUGAAAAGUACACCGGUGUCGGCGCGAGCCCGCUUUCGGCGGUCAACUCACUCGAUCUGCAGAGCUUCACGUCCACCGCGUCCUCCGGCAAGGUGAGCAAACCGCGCGACCAAGUCGCACGCCCCAGCAUGGCGCAGCCGCGUGCGAACCCGAUGAUUUUCACGGACGACGACACGUCCGUGGUGGAGACGGCGAGCUCGGCGUUCGCCACGCCGAGGGAGCUACGCAAGAGUUUGAGCAGUAUUGCUGGCCUCCCUCGCAACGCCUCCAUCAUCAGCCGCGGCAGCAUGAUGAGCCAGCAAUCACACGGCUACAGCUACUAUAACAGCAGCGCGACAUGCACGGAGUACUGCCCGAUGCCUCCGCCUGCGUCGCUCCCACUGAGCGCGGCCACAGCAUCCCUCACCUCGGCCGCGGCGCAGCUUAGCCAGAGACAGCAGCGUCCACAGAGGCCGCCGCCCUUCUCCCCCAGCCAAUCCUCCAACAUGACCGUCACGAACGUGCGCACGAACCGGCAGGCGCUGGCGACGAGGAGCCUCGGCGGUGCAAGCACGCCGCUCACUCGACAGAGCUCCAUCGUAGGGUCGGACUGCUUCCAAAGUUGCUGCAGCUACACCGACCUGAUCUCGUCUACAGCUGGUCACCUGACUCCCGCCACCCCAGCAGGUGCGGCUGCAGAGGCGGACGUGCGCCUCCUCUCUGGCGGCUACCCAGCGAGCACCGCCGACAGAGCUUCUUCGAUGGGGCGGGAGCUCUACACAUGCCGCAGCGCCUACACGCCGUCCACUCAUGCCCGAUCACUCUCUUCUCCGGCGGCGGCCACCCACAGCCGAGGCGCGACUAUGCUCCCCAGCGCGCUGCACGCGUUGUUUUUGCCCCCACGUUCCCCACUGCAGACCCCGCGUGGCGCCGCGGGGCCGUGGAGCACUCCGAGUGAGCAGCAGCUGCAGCAGAGGCGGCAAGACAGCCUCUACUCCGGCAUCGAGGACGCGCCUGCGUCUGAGGACUUCUUCUCAGUCCCGCCGAGCGCCCGCGACCUCUUCCUCGCGCGGCCCUCCACCGCUGCAUCGACGCCGGCCGACCGCUUUGUUCUUGGCAGGGGCCUCCCCAACACCGCGGCGGCAGCGGCGGCGAACACAAGCCACCAGAGCACCACCACCACGGCUACCGGCAGCGGUAGCGCAGCAAGGACGUCGAGAAGCGUAGAGAAGUGCAACUUUACCUCUCCCGAGUCACGUUACCCGUGCUCCUUCGGCGAGGCAGCGGCGCUGUCAUCGUUGCGACCCAUUUCAGGGUCCUUCCACUCCGGCUCCGCCCCGUCGUCGUUGUGGACGGACGCAUCACUGCUGACGGCAAGGAUGCUGCUAGAGCAGCAGCAGCAGCUCAGCCACGCGUCCGCUGCGACUCGAAAGAAGGCCGCCAGCCACGGCAAGAACAACAGCAGCGUCAGCGGCGGCGCCAGCAGAAAGGGAAGGCGGGUGCGGAAGCGGCGCUACCCCCGCGGCGACUUCCUGCUCAACUUGAAUCCGCCGCCACAGGCGGCGCUUGGGAUGGGGGCGGCAGCGACGAGCCAGGAGAACCCCUCGCCGUCGUCUACCUCUGCUGCAGAUGCAAUGGCGAUGCCGCCGCAGCCGAGUGAUGCCUCGAACAUUGUCACGUUGGUCGACAACCACGGCAUUGAAGCGACCUUUGCAUCCUCCUCGACCGCGAGCAAGACGAGCAGGCGCAAGUCCGGCACCGUUGAUGACCCUGAAGCCGCAAGGGGAGUACGGUCAACUCAGGCCUACGUCGAGGCCCCUCUGCCCGUGCGAGAUGCUGCUGCUGCUGGUGGUGGUGGUGGUGGUGGCAAUACCGCGGCGUUGCCCACCUCGCCCUCUGGCAGCAUGAGCUCCUUCUCCACGGUUGCCUCGUCGUACCGGCACGACAUCCUCGUGAGUGCGUCGUCGCAGGGUUCGCCGGAGGUACCGCAGCAGCGGCCGAGGCCGAAGAGCGAUACUGCUCCUUGCAGGCGGCGACACUCCUCCCGUGGCGCAGGCGGUGGCACUUCGAAGUUGCGCUCAAAGGCGGCUUCCGCGACGUUCAGUGAUUCCGCGGCACAUGGCGGGAUGGAACGCCACGCUCCGGCUGCCAAGGCCACCAAGGGCGCCGGCGCUGCUGCGACUGGUGCUGAGGCAACGUCUGCGUCAUUGGUGGCGCCGCUCAUGACGAACCCAAAGCCGUGGGUGCCGAACGGUAGAUCGACGGCUGCUGCUGCAGCCCGUGCUGGCUCACGCAGCACCGCGGACGUGAUGACCACUGUUACCACCACCACCACCACCACAGUGCCUCCUGGUGACCCCAGCCGUCGCUCGUCGCUGGCUCGCCGCAGCUCGACUUCAAACACAAGCGGCGGCGGCACCCGCGCCGUCACAGCCCCGGGUCGUACCGGAGGCGGGGCGCGACCCGCUUCUGCCACGGCGGCUGCGGCUGCCCGUCCCUCCCCUGGCGGCGCGGCCAAGCCUGGUCCUGGGAAAGGAGCGCCGCGGCGGACCUCGGCCUCAGGUUCCCUCGUGCCCCCGUCGCCCACCGAUGCGCGCAAGCCAAAAGCGAAACGGACAGCAGCGGCCGCAGCUCCAGCGGCAACAGCGGCAGCCGCUGCCAGAGAACCGUCGGGUGCUGAGGAGUCCGAGUCCGUCGUUGAGUACUCCCUCGGUAUUGACGCUACCAUGGAGAGCGAGGGGUCAGGGGUGGAUGUCGUGGACAGUGGCAGUGGCAGCAGCGACAGCGGUCUGCAGACAGCGCUAGGUGCCACUUGUCCACAGCAGCCGCCACCGCAGCAGCACGCGGACAGGACAGCAGAUGCCGUAAAGGUCAACGACAUCAACGAUGACUUCCCGGCGCAAGAGCGCGUGCCGCAGCCGUGUGGCAGCAACGCAGAUGACACUGAUGAGGUACCUCUCGCGGGCUUCCGAGCGUCACCUGAUGUCUCUAACGCCACGGCUAUCACGUCGUUGGCGGAUAGCACCUUCCUACAGCCGUACACGGAGGCGCAGCUGGUGACGAUAUUCGGCGGCUCCGCAGCUAGGCUGCACAGUUGUGACUGCAGCAAUCAACACCUUCGGGUCUCCGACGAAGGUAGAGGCGGGGAUGCCGCGGCCAAGGAUGACGACAACUCUGAGGACGACCGCGCCGCACUUCCCGCCGACUCAGAGGUGGUGGUGGCGCACCGCGCGGUGUCCUCCACCGACGGCGACGGAAUGGGACCGUACUCGGUCUCCGCAACCUCUGGUGAGGAGGUGAUGCGGGCGGUGACACCCGGUAGCGCUGCACGGAGUAAUAGCGAAUUGCCCAUCGCAAAGUACAGGGACGCAUCAACGCUGGCGAAGGAGGAUUCGGUGCCCACGGCGCUCGGCGUCAGCAACGGCGAGGGCAAGGGCGAGGCGGCCACCGAUUACUCAGCGGUGGACAUAUCGAGUCACUCCUUUUCCUCCGGAUCCGACUCGCACGCCUCAGAGGUGCAGGUGGUCACACUGCACUGA